GCGGGAGGGGGUGCCCGCCUGCUCGGCAGCUCGCGCGGCUGGUCGUUGCGGGCCGCUGACAUGCCUGUGAGCUGCGGAGGCUGCGGCCCCCAGGUCUUUUAUGGAUUAACUCUUCAUUGAUUCCAUACAACAGCAAUACAGUUAUGGCGACCUUCCCGACUUUCAGAAACAGUCACUUGAAAACUAGAGCAUCGGUCAGAAAAAGCUUCAGUGAAGAUGUGUUCCAGUCUGUAAAGUCUUUAUUGCAGAGCGAGAAGGAACUAUGCAGCGUAUCAGCAGAGGACUGUUUAAAGCAGGAUGAACAUGCCGGUUUGACUGAGGUCACAUUUCUAGGUUUUAAUGAAGAAACAGAUGCUGCUCACAUCCAGGAUUUGGCUGCAGUUUCUUUGGAACUUCCAGAUCUUCUGAAUUCAUUGCACUUCUGCAGUCUAAAUGAAAAUGAAAUGAUUUGUAUGAAGGAUAUAAAUAAAUCAUCAGAUAUAAACAGUGGCCCUCUAAAUCAGAGUCAUCAUUCUGGAAUGCUUUGUGUCAUGAGAGUGUCACCUACCUUACCAAGACUCAGAAUCGACUUCAUCUUUAGUCUCCUAAGUAAAUAUGCUACGGGUAUAAGAUACACCCUGGACACCUAUUUGCAUCAGAAGCGCCAACUCGAGGCCGCUAAUGAAGAUGAUGACGAUACUAACCAGUCGGUGUCUUCCAUCGAAGACGACUUUGUCACUGCUUUUGAGCACUUAGAGGAGGAAGAGACCUCCCAGCCAUAUCAUGAUGGAAGAAACAUUACUGCACUAAAGAGCCAGUGUGAUGCUGCUUCUCAGACGAUUUCUGGUCACCAUUUAGAAACCCGUGAUUUCAGAGUUCUGGUUGGCUCUGGGCGGCAGAAAUCAUUGGCUAAACCGCCUAGUUCUUUCGCAAAUGUUCUGGGGCAUAAAGAACUGCCUUCUGUGAAAACCUCAGUCACGACAUCAAUUUCUGAGCCUUGGGUCCAAAGGAGCUUCUACAGGUCAUCUGCUGCGACAGAUAAAGGUAGUGACGCACAGAAAACCUUGUUCCCUUCUUCUCCCGCCUACUCGUCUGAGUCAGAGAGCUCGAGUCCAAGUCCGGUUAUUUUCUUGGAUGAAGAGGGAUAUCAAAAAAGUUUAAAAGCAAAACUCGAGUUACCGAAAAUUCCUGUGAUGAAAGAUGAUAUUGAGGAUUCAGACUCCGAAGUAAGUGAAUUUUUUGAUAGUUUUGAUCAGUUCGAUGAACUAGAGCAAACUUUAGAGUCUGCGUGUCCAUCUCUCAAAGAUCCUGCCUCGGGGAAGCCACCGCAGAAGAAAGGGCACAGACACGAAAAACUGUGCUCCGUAACCACUACAAUGAAUCCUCAAAAAUUCAAGUUUGAUCGUCCGGCUCUGCCAGCUAAUGUUAGGAAACCAACUCCUCGUAAACCAGAAUCCCCUUACAGUAACCUGCGUGAAGCUCCAGACUCUCCCCGCCCAGUGAGGGCUUCCGGGGAGGACAGUGGCUUGUUCAGCCCCAUUCGCUCCUCUGCCUUCAGUCCUCUCGGAGGCUGUACGCCUGCUGAAUGUUUUUGCCAAACAGAUAUGGGUGGAGAUAGGACUCAUGAAAAUCAUGAUUCUGUUUAUUACACCUAUGAAGAUUACGCGACUAGCCUUUCCUGUGAAGUACUGGGCUCCGUUCUUCAGGGUCAGCACCCUCAUGCAACCUCAAACAUGAGUAGUUUUAAAAAGGGAGAAAAUAAAACUGUAGCUCUUAGGCGUGGAAGCCUUGACCAAAAAGAUGAAUCUAAACAUAAAUCCUCAGUGAUCAAGGACAGCAUUCAGAAGUUUGCAGCAGAUCUUGUGGAGAAGAGUCUGGGCAGCGCCUUUAAAGACUUGCAGAAAGGCGUCUCUUCAUGUACCAGUGCCUUGUGCCAGUUAGCCCUCAGAUUGACAUCAUCCGUUUUUCAGAUGGCAUUUAAUGAACUGAGAAGGCAGCGUGCGUUCUCGCUGAAAGAACGCGCCAUUAGCGGUCUGGCGCAUUUUCUGGUGAGCGAAGCUUUCUCGAAUGCCUUCAAAGACUUACAGUACGUGAAGAAGCAGAUCUUCACAAACACCGUCGCCCGGUUUGCCGCAGAUCUGGCCGAAGAGCUGGUUUUCGAGGGCAUCAUGGAAGUGUGUCAGUUUUCAUAUCCUCCAAUACCUGCAUCUCCGCAGGGCUGGUGGUUGGACUAUGAAGACAGAGUAGUGACGUCCUAUGCAAGAGAUCUGUCUGAAUCUGUGAUACAGGAAGCAUUCAUCGAGCUGUCUCAAGUCGACGUGACCUUCACACCCAAGGCAGCCGUCAGCGUUUCUACAGAUAACAUCACGCACGUGAGCGCAGAAAACAUCACGCCGCCGCCGCAGGCUUCCACACUUGGCCCUGCUCUGAGCAGUCCCACAGCCGCGGUGACAAAACCAGUGGCGGAAGCUAAAAAGGAGUACACGGUGCAGCAGGCCUUGUUUUGUACCUCUGGGAUCGUUACUUCUAUACCCGUGCCCUUGGCGGGAAGUGCCCUUCUCCCCUAUCGUGUCUCAUCUCAGGGGCAUCAGGCAAAGUCUCCCCCAUCAUCUGAUGCAAGUAACUUGAGUGGUGGUUCUCCCCACGCAGGUGUGGCCGCAAAAAACAAAGAGGAGGUAGCUUGUCUCAGAAAUAUUUGUUUGCCUUCAGAACACAGUCCAGGCAACCAGACUGCUGUUAAACCAACUAAGGAUGAUACUGAAACGAAAAGCUCUUCAAAAGUAACAAGUGAGCCCGUGGUGAUUGGCACCUUUUCUGCCGCGAUGGUCCAGACGAUAGUCAAUGAAACUUUCGAGUCAAUGACGUCCUUCCAAGUUACAAAAACCGUGGAGGCACAUCCAGAUUGUGUAACGAAAACAGCACAGGGAAAAACCCCUCUCCACUGCCAUCAAGCGACUCCGCAGCCGAGCGAAGCCAGCGGCCAGGACGUGUUGGCUGAUCAGUUAUCUAAAUCUAUUAUUAAACAUUCCAUAGACAGAGGCAAACCAGUGAUCCCGCAGGUCGAUCAACAUGCACUCCGCAGGGAAGCCUUGCCUGUUCCUGGAAAAGAGUCACCGUUGACCUUGGAAAGGAUCCCCCGAUUUCUCGCAGCUGAAGAUCGUGUCACUCACGCCUCACUUGCAGCAGGAAAGGAUCGUCAUCUGGAAUGUGAAAGAUCAGUGGCUCCAGGAUUUUCUUUAGAGUCACCGCCACCUUGUCCAACUGGGGCCCGCCAGAAACCUGAUUUGAAGGAGAUGGCUAAGGACAAAGCCGUGAGAAAGCCUGAUUUGAAUAAUGCAGCCCUUGAGCCCUUGUCUUUGGGGCAGGAGACCCCCUUUCCCCAGGCACAUCCUUUCUCCUCCACGGUGCUCACGUGUGCAGACGGUUUGCACGCGGAAGAGAAACGAAAAAGCAGAGACGGAAAUGUGAUACCCGAUACUCCUCCAUCCACCCCUCUCGUGCCAUCCCAGGCUGCUUCGGAGUGGGAUAUCAAGAAGUUAACCAAAAAGCUCAAGGGGGAAUUAGCCAAAGAGUUUGCACCCGCCACACCUCCUUCCACGCCUCACAACGCGUCAGUGGGCAGUCUGUCGGAAAGCGAACAAAAUACCAUAGAAAAGGAAGAGUUCAUGUUGAAACUCAUGCGCUCUCUCUCGGAGGAAGUUGAAAGUAGCGAAGGUGAGGACCAGCCCGAAGUGGACGUGAAGCCAGAGCCCUCGGGGAAGAAAGUUCAGUUCGCAGACGCGUUAGCCACACACAUCCUUUCUCUUGCAACGGAAAUGGCAGCUUCGCACUUGGAUAGUAAAGUCAUUCAAGAGCCCAGCGGUCAAAGCCCUUGGGUAAAGGUGCAGAGUCCAAGAAGCGUAUUGCCUACUGUUCUCAAUGGCUCCGAUGAAAACUUACAAACAUUAUGCAAUUUUGCAGGUGACAUGGCCGCAGAAGUCAUCACAGAAGCUGGGAAAAUAGCCAGAGGUAGACGCUGUGCGCCUUUCAGGCCAAAGCAGAACAGUUGUCGUUGUGUUGAUGGUGACCCAGAUUAUAGAUCAGACGAGAAGCUGGAUGUCGAGGCUCACCUGGGAGAAGGAGAUGCAUUUAUUCUCUCCGUGCCACCAAGUUCUCGUCUGUCCGGUCUGACCUCCAAGUAUCCCAGCUGCGAAAGUGUGACAGAUGAGUACGCAGGGCACAUUAUCCAAAUACUAAAGCAGGAAGGUGGUAACGGUGAGUUAAUCAUGGACCAGUAUGCCAAUCGACUGGCUUAUCGGUCCAUUAAGUCAGGCUUACACGCAGCAGCUAAGACAGCCCAGGCGAAGGGCCGCUCCAAAACAUUGCCCGCGCCGAGCUCACCGGUGCCCCCCAACGAUGACCUGUUCUUGUUCUUAAGCAGAGAACACCAGCAGGAGGUAGAUCAGCAAAGACAAAGACGGGGCGGUUCCCUUUGCACAAACCAACCUCGUGACUGGACACGGGACACGUGCAGAAACGAGGGCUCAGAGCUGUAUAGUUUCUCAGCCUCUCUGGCGCACCGCAUAGCAAGAGAUGUUCACCAAGAGCUGACGGCGUCUCCCACGGGCUUGCCGAAAUCCCUUACAGAUUCCUGCCUUUAUGAAAAGCACGGCUGUGACAAAGAUCCCGAGUCUCGGGUCCGGCCAGAAUUUUCUCAGUCUCUUCAGCCUUCCCCGCAGCAUCCCGGAGCCUCCCGCAGCCCCGGCGGCGUGCGCGGGUGGGGUCCUGGCGAGAACGGCGCCCGCGCUCUGGAGCAGUAUGCUCAGAAGGUGGUGGGUGACACGCUCAAGCUGAGUUUAGGGUCUGCGGUCUUGCACGCACCCGAGGCCCCGAAAGCGGCCGAUCGGAUCACUCACGCAGAAAAACUGUCCCCUCUGGGAGGUCAGGCUUGCAGAUACUGUGACCACACAGAGCUCCAUGACUGCCCUGGGAGUUCAUCGCCGCCUUUUCCCAGACAGGCUUCCCGUGCUGGUGGUAAAGCAGUUUCUGAUUCAAAAUUGAGCAGCCUCUAUGAGAAAUCGAGAGUUUUUCAUCUCGAUGUCCCUCAAAUUCACGUGGCCCUUGACAAGAAGACCGUGCUCGCCGAGAAGAUAGUCGCCGAAGCCAUUGAAAAGGCCGAGAGAGAGCUGAGAGGUACCAGCCUGGUGGCGGAUAGUGGCAUCGGACAGGAUGGCGUCAGCUUUGCCGAAAGCCUCACCACGGAGAUCAUGGCAUCUGCCAUGGUCAGUGCUGGACAUGCCAUGAGCAGUCCAAAAGAAAUAGAAGACUUGCAAUCAGCGGAGUCUUUUGGUAGCCAGCAGAUGAACCUCAGUAUUGGUGAUGACAGCACGGGAAGCUGGUCCAAUUUAAGUUUUGAGGAUGAACACCAGGAUGAAAGCAGCAGUUUCCAUCAUCUAAGUGAAAGUAAUGGUAACAGCAGUAGCUGGAGCAGUCUUGGUUUAGAAGGAGAUUUGUAUGAGGACAAUUUAUCCUUUCCAACAUCAGACAGUGAUGGGCCAGAUGAUAAAGAUGAAGAGCGUGACGAUGAUGCAGAAGAUUUGGAACAGGAUGGAAAGACUCUGCUAAUCUCGAAUAUUGACAUGGAGCCCUGCACAGUGGACCCCCAGCUGAGGGUUAUUCUUCAGUGGCUCGUUGCCUCCGAGGCAGAAGUUGCAGAGCUUUAUUUUCACGACUCUUCGAAGAAGGAGUUUAUACGACUUUCAAAACGAUUACAAGAAAAAGGCUGCAAAGUGGGAGACGUCCUGCAGGCUGUGCUUAAAUACUAUGAAGUGGUGGAGAAGUCAUCCAGCGAGGAGAGAUGCAAGUCCCUGUUUGACUGGCUCUUAGAAAAUGCAUAGAACAAACUCCAAACCAGUAUAUCUUAUUUUCUUUUUUUGUCUUGGAAGAGGAAGGAACAGAUAAAGAUACAUAGGGUACAAUUCGAAUAGUGAAUAGUAACAUUUACAGUGAAUCAGGAGGAAAGUAAAUACAGCUUUUGAAGUGCAUUGCGUCAUCAUACAGUGUAUAUAGUUCAUACUUUUGUAAUCUAUCAAAUAUCACCUUCCUUUCUUCUUCUCUACACAUGUGUAGUAUGUUAUGAUCCUAAGAACAUGUGUUUGAAGGAAGUUCUAAGCAUGAGUCUUUCAGGGACAUUGACUGACAGCAUUCUUGUUGUAUCCAAAUAGUGCUGCUAGAAAUUGCACUGAGGUGGCUGAGGGUGGGUUCCAGGGAUAAAGAGUUAGAAUUUUGCUCCUUUGCAAGCAAAUGGUUUCCUAUUAAUAACUAAUCUGACAUCAGAAAAUAGCAUUCGAGCUAAUUUUUUUCCUGUUAUUUUUUUGGUUUGUUGUUCUAUUUUUAAGGGUUAAUUUCAUUUUCAUAGUUCAGCUAUUGGUAGCUUCUUGAGUCCCCCAAGUUAUUUAAUUUCUUAGAAACAUUCAUAUUUUGGGUUUCUAUAAAUACCGUAAAUGACAGUUUCCCCAUCUUUCCAUCAAAUGACAUUAUUUGCUAAUGUUGCCAAUUGUUCUGGCACGAAAGCGAGUGUGUGUGUGUGUGUGUGUGUGUGUGUGUGUGUAAAGGAGAACUUUAACCUUGCUAGUGGCUGGUGCCCUCUUUUACUCUUUUCUUGGUUAGAAACCCACUGUUAAUAUUAAAAAGGUGCUUUAAAAUAAAAUGUCUAUAAAGAUUGUGCAGUAAGAAUUUUUAUUUCUUUUUGACUAUUUUAGGUCCCCAACUUAUCCUAUAAAUGAAAAUAAAGGUGCAAAAUAUUGACAUUUUAAGAAUUAAUAUUAAUUUGGAAAUGAAUUUAGAAAAACCCAGUGACGAUUUUCAUUGUUGAGAUUUUGGAGAAAAAAAAACCCUCUACUUUAGCAAAGAUAAGCUUUUUCUAGGAAAAAAAUGGGACCCCCCCCUCCCCUCCUCAAUAAACUGUAUCUGCACUGUUUUAUAAAGUCCUCUGCUAAGGUGUUUCUGGGCUCUGCAUUUUCUUCUGCUUGUCUUUAGUAACUACAAGUUGACUCGGAGGGCCAGGAUUGUCUUCUCGUUUUGUACGUGAGGGUAUGUGUGUGUGAAUUUUUGGUUCUUCCAUUAGCACAUUUUGUAAUCUAGAGGAAUUCACUUUUUGUUGGAGGCUUUGGUUUUGCUCUGUUACACUGUCUUUUUUCCUGAGCACCGACUGUUUUGAAAGCCGCACAAAGUCUAGAAGACAUAGCACCUGCCAGGUGACAAGGAGUAAGAGCCCUUACAUUAGUUUGAAUUAAUAAUUAUAGCAGAGAAACUGUUUUGUUGCUUUUUAAGAAAAAUGCCAACAUCAUAUAUCGAGGUUACAUUAUCUAAGCUUUGGUUUUUCUCAGCUUAAGAUAAAGAAGUAGAGCCAGGCCUUAAAAAGAAAUUUUCCUAAAAUUUCUGCAGGUAUUUUUUAAGACGGAGAAAUGCAGGAAAUGUUAGAGAACCAGGACCGAUUCUGUCUUUGGCUUCUCAGAACGUGCGAUGCAGCAGCACUGGACUGGAUUUUUAAAGGUUAGGAACCACGUUGUUCAAUAGGUUAGUGGAUGAUUCGGUUUAGAUUGGAUUUUUACAAGUAUAUACCUGUCCAGUCGUGUUGAGUAACUUCGAUGUAUGUUUGGGUUUGAUUCACCGCAAAACCGAGUUCUGAAUUUCUUUUGAACUGAAGGGACAGUAUAUUAGUUACGUAAAACUUGGUGUGCUUGAAAAUGUUUGCUUGUUCCUCUUACGGUAAUAAUCAUUUUGCGGUGACCUUUUCCUCUUCUCCUCACACCUUUGUGUUGCUUGCUUUUGCGGAGGCCGUGCUGGAUGCAGAGUCCCCUUCUUCAGGCGCUGUGGAAUGACAGGCCGGCCUUAGAUCCUAGCAUGCCUGGUUCUCAUCCCAGGACCUCCCCACUCGUAUCAGUUCAGGGCAGGGUGUAGGGAAAAAUACUAAGUGUUGGCAGAUGUGAAAGGACAGUGUGAGUUAAGCUUGUUACGUAGAGAGAGGACCUUUGAGUUUGGAGCGCUGUCUUUUGUUCAAGAACAGUCUAAAUUUCCUUUGUUUAAAGGCACUUUGUGAUUUUUUUCCAAAGACGUUGUAGAUCUGUUUGGUGGCUCACGCUUCAGAACGGCUCUGUUGGUUGAGGACAGCUCUGUCUUAUUUUAUUAAAAACCGACUUGACUUCAUUUUAUUAGGACAUCGUAACGUUGCCAUUCUGCAUACUCUGGCCCUUCUGAAACACCGUGUCUCCUUCAGAACUGUUAAAAGUUGUGAUGUGCUUUGGGUUGAAGUCUCUGUUGAUCCGUUCCAAAACCACGGGAGGAUCUGUGGAAAGAAAGCGAAGGCGGCCUUGAGGGCAGGUUUUUAGACUGAGACGGGAGCAGUUCUUGCAUGUUUUUCUUCUUCUCAAGCCCAGUUUAAAUUGCAUUUCUAUUUGGGGUAUUUUUAAUUUUGAUUUUGAAAAAUAUUAAUGCAGAAGGAAUUAUUUAUGUAUAUAAAUCAUGGAAGCAAAUUACAGUAUCUGUCAGAUGGUUUGAUAGGAUUUAAUGGAGUAGUGAAAUCUUUGAGAAUAUUCACUCAGUGAAUAUAUGUGAUAACAUAACAUAUGUCCAUCUAGAACGCAAAUGUCUUCUUAGUUCAUGAUUUAGCAAAUACUCUUCUUCCACAAUGAAAAUGAUCAUUUUCCCAUCUAUUUUGUUUUUUCAAGUGACACUUUCCACAGAAUUUAAAAAAAAAAAAUGCAUCCAUAUUGAGAGGGUAGGGAAGAGACUUUCUGUUUCAAACCCUGUCCACCUGUCAUCAGCACAAGAGAAUCAGCACUUCCGUGGGAACGAAUGAGGUUGUACUAAAGUGAAAUGCGUUUUUUCUCGUUUUUAGCAGAAGACCCUGCGCACAUUUACUCACUCACUGUACUCCUGCUCCAGAGAUGCAGAUUCGGUGUCUGCCACGCUCGUCACUUUAUUUAUUUAUUGUUUUUUACCAUCCAUGUACAUUCCUUUCACAUGGGUAGAAUCGUAGUUCUUGAAGUUCAUUGUUUUUGUUUUGAUGUUUGAAUACUAUUUAAUAUCGGGCUUUAAUAUUGCUGGAUUUGCUCCCUUUGGUUACUUGUGCAGUGUUAAAAGUAAUUCACACUCUUGUUUAAUAUACCAGAUAUUCUAGCAAAAGCCGCUUUGAGAAAUUGUAGCUGUUUAUUUGACUGUACUGAAUUACGACCUUAAGGUCUCGUAUUGUACAACAGUUAACUUUCUCUUUUUGCUUUUCAGUAAUAUGUUCACUUACCAAAAUAUGAACUUUAGGAUGCACUAAAAUUUUGUUUUAGCAGUGGCUCAAAAUAAACAUUUCAGAAAUUA
This is a messenger RNA of Phacochoerus africanus (Common warthog), 9330 nucleotides long. It is a transcript of the gene AKAP11, whose product is annotated as A-kinase anchoring protein 11. Gene Ontology annotation, molecular function: protein kinase A binding. Gene Ontology annotation, biological process: intracellular protein localization. Gene Ontology annotation, cellular component: cytoplasm. The record is from RefSeq and is a predicted model, not a curated record. NCBI's taxonomy places the organism in Eukaryota, Metazoa, Chordata, Mammalia, Artiodactyla, Suidae. The transcript is spliced from 12 exons. Bases 144 to 5855 code for a protein of 1903 amino acids.